AUGGCGAUUGCAGGGAAGUUGGUUUUGUGCGAUGGCUGGGCUGCGUCCACAACUCCCGGGUUAAACUAUUACGUCGCGCGGGCACUAACUUCACUGCCACGCGUCCUGUUGCAGGCCGAGCCAGUCAAGGUGGCGGUGACCAGAGCUGCCGGACCUACCGCCUACUCCUUGCUGUACAGCAUCGCCAAUGGAGAGGUGUGUGGCAACCAGCAGCCUGUGGCCCUGGCGCUGCUGGACAGCUCCUCCAUGCUGGGAGUGUUGAGCGGAGUGGCAAUGGAGCUUCAAGACUGCGCCUUCCAACUCCUUCAAGGUGAACGGGCUUGCUUGGGUCUGACCCUUGCUCAUGUGUGGAAUUGGACACUCGGCACGUGGCACCCACUUUGGCCAGUUCCCACGGAUCCAUCUGGAACCCGUCCAAAGACCUAG
Messenger RNA from Leucoraja erinaceus (little skate), 426 nucleotides. Its product is annotated as malate dehydrogenase-like. The record is from RefSeq and is a predicted model, not a curated record. Gene Ontology annotation, molecular function: L-malate dehydrogenase (NAD+) activity. Lineage: Eukaryota; Metazoa; Chordata; Chondrichthyes; Rajiformes; Rajidae. The transcript has 3 exons. Bases 1 to 426 code for a protein of 141 amino acids. Gene Ontology annotation, biological process: malate metabolic process; oxaloacetate metabolic process; tricarboxylic acid cycle.